This is a messenger RNA of Sparassis crispa, 462 nucleotides long. RefSeq lists its product as hypothetical. Lineage: Eukaryota; Fungi; Basidiomycota; Agaricomycetes; Polyporales; Sparassidaceae. The record is from RefSeq and is a predicted model, not a curated record. The coding region runs from base 1 to 462 and encodes 153 amino acids. The transcript has a single exon.
AUGUCCUCACCUGUCUCUUGUACUGGACUCGAAGAGGCACUUGAAGAACACGUGUCAUCGUAUAAUCUCGAGGACGAUGUUACCGGAGAGGCAGAGGCCCAUGACCCACUUCCAUGGAGCGUCAUUAAGCUUGUUCCUCUUGAAGAGGCUGAAGAUGAAUCCGAACAAUCUGUCGGGAAUGGUGGUACCUCUCCUUUCAAUGGUGGUACUGCGAGCCACGGCACCACUGCCACAAAUGGCAGUGUCGCUGGUUGGAAUGGUGAUAGGCCAGUGAAUAGUCCUGGUUGGAGUGCAGUGCUUGACGCUGCCUCUCGUGGUGUCUCGGAUGGCACAGACAAGGAAUAUUGUCAGUAUUUUCUUUUCACCCAUUCGUCCGAUUUGCACCAAGAGACCUACACUUCUGCAUGUCAGCACAAAGCACCAAAGGAGGGAAUUGGAUGCACGCACUCCCUUGUGUUCUAG